CAACACCAUGGCUAUGCUAAACCAUGAAUUUAGAAUAGCAUGGUUUCAUUAUUUAAAAGUCUAACCUCUGACCCAAAUACAGCAAAGGCCACUUAGGCUCAACAUGAACCUCUACUCUCUCAUCUCCACUCUGAUUGGACGAAACAGGCCGCUCAGGAACGCGCAAACAUUGACGUGGUUGCUUGUGUUUCCAGGAGAUUUUCUCAUAAUGCACCCGCAGACCUCUCUUGCUUGCCUCAUGCCUAUUGCGCGUGCCCGUCUAAAUCUGUGCCCCGGACCCUAGCAGGGUGAUGCGCGUGCCCGAACCUGACUCGAUAAUUGGGUACAGCGGAAGUUUAGCAUUGGACUAAUAUACAAUAUAUAAAAUAUCCUAACAACCUUGUUCGAUUAUUAUCAGUGUAAAAUAUGAAAACCAUUGCCUGGGAAAUCAUUGGAAAGGUGCAUAGAAGGUGCAUGGAAGAGGAUUAAGCCUUUCUAAAAGCACUGGCAUUGCACAUCAAGAUCACCAUUCCGCUAGACGAGGAGAAUAAUUACUGGGGUUGUAUAUUGGUUUGAAGCAUUGUUUUGCAGACCAAUUAAGCUUGUCGAUGGAUUAUAAACAGCAUUGCAACUUUAAUACAUUUGGUCAAUUUUAACGGAGGCAGUCUGGAUGGCAAUCUGAGCGCGCAACGAUGCCAUGCAUCACCAUGCAUUCAUAGAAAUUUGAAUUAUUCUCCCAUCUCUGGAUCAGCGCACAGUUAAAUGAGAAAAUAUAAACUAAAAGUAGCGUUGUUUGUUGUUUUUCGUUUAGAUGUGGUUGGCCUCUCGCGAAUGUGUUUACGUUCUUCAUCUGAAGGAUUAGUAUAACAACAUUUAUUGUGGGCUAUAUGUAGCUCGAAGGCAACUGUACGCUAAUAUAAUUUUUGGGAGAUUCAUCGGGCUUGCAAUACAGCCACAUCAUGUAUGCUGGACGUAAAAGGAGAAAACCAGUCCAGAGAGCGGUGAAACAGCCCCCAUCAGAAGGGGCCAAGUCGAACCCCUCCAAGCGCCACCGGGACCGUCUAAAUGGAGAGCUGGAGAGGCUGGCCAGCCUUCUGCCCUUCCCAGAGGAGGUCACCACCAGCCUGGACAAACUCUCCAUCCUCCGCCUAAGUGUCAGCUACCUCCGGGCCAAGAACUUCUUCACUGUAGCCCUGAAGAACUGUACUUGCAACGGAGAGCUGGCCAAUGGUGGUAGCGAUGACAACGGCAAAGCCACGGGAUUGGCCGAUAGUUGGCUGCCUGAAGGCGAACUCUUGCUGCAGGCUCUGAACGGCUUCAUCCUGGUGGUCACUAAUGAUGGGACCAUUUUUUACUCCUCUCACACCAUCCAGGAUUACCUGGGCUUCCACCAGACUGAUGUUAUGCACCAGAGUGUGUAUGAGUUGGUUCAUACUGAGGACCAGCAGGAGCUGAGGAGUAACCUCCACUGGGCCCUCAACCCACCUGACAUCGUGGCCCCUGUGACCCCACUGGGAGAGACCCCCUCAGAUGCGGAGCCGGACAGCAGUACUACUGCCACUGUGACCUAUAACCCUGAGCAGCUCCCCCCAGAGAACUCCUCCUUCCUGGAGAGGAACUUUGUGUGUCGCUUCCGAUGCCUCCUGGACAAUUCCUCUGGCUUCCUGGCCCUAAGUCUGCAGGGCAGGCUGAAGUUCCUGCAUGGUCAGAACCAGCGCCAGGAUAACGGGGGCAAGGCGCCCCCCCAGCUGGCCCUGUUUGCCAUCGCUACGCCCCUCCAGCCCCCCUCCAUCCUGGAGAUCAGGACCAAGAACAUGAUCUUCAGAACCAAACACAAGCUGGACUUCACCCCCAUGGCCUGUGACGCAAAGGGGAAAAUUGUGCUUGGGUAUACUGAAGCUGAACUUCGGGUGCGAGGUUCCGGCUAUCAGUUUAUCCAUGCAGCGGAUAUGUUGUACUGUGCUGAGAACCAUGUCCGAAUGAUGAAGACAGGAGAGAGCGGUCUGACCGUGUUCAGACUCCUCACCAAGGACAACUGCUGGAAGUGGGUCCAGGCCAACGCCAGGCUGGUCUACAAGAACGGCAAACCGGACUACAUCAUCGCCACGCAGAGGCCUCUGAUGGAGGAGGAAGGGGGCGAGCACCUAUGUAAACGAUCCAUGCACCUCCCCUUCACCUUCGCGACGGGAGAGGCCCUGCUCUACCAGUCUAACCACCCAAUUGCACGCUUCAACGACGGUGCCCAGGGCUCUGAGAAUAACGUCAGCAAUUCCAAGAAGGGACGGACUGACAGGGUCUCCAGGGAUGGCCUGGACCCAGGCUCCCUCUUGGGGGUGCUGAUGAGUCAGGAUAAGUCUGUGUACGUCUGCCAGCCGGCCCUGGAGCCCAAGCUGUCCUUCCACAGCAGUCUGUUUGGGGACCGGGUCGGCCUCUCUGACUCCGACCCCACUGCUUUGCUCCAGGGCUGGGAUGAGUCAUCCAAUGGUGUAGUGGGUCCGGGUCUUCCAGAGCCGGCGUCAAGCUUUGAUCCACUGCUGGCGACCCUAGACUCCCUGUCCCUAGAGGGUCAGGGGGGUGUGGUGGACAGGGAAGGGGACAGAGGCAACGGGGAGGCCUGUUCCAAUGGGGAGCUUUUUGGGGCUCUGGAGGGCCUGGGACUGAGCGCCGAGGACCUGGAGCUGCUGCUGCUGGACGAAAGGAUGAUCCAGGUGGAGAUGGACCCUGAGCGGGUUCCCACCCUGGAUGAUCUGCUGACCAACGACGAAAUCCUCUCCUACAUCCACGACUCCCUGGAGGCAAAGACAGACGCGGCAGAGGACGGGGACCAGGUGCCCUCCACUAUCCCGGGUACAACUGCCCCAAUAACGACGACAACAACAACAAAGGCACCUGUUGAAAGUAAUCCCACUUCUGCCACCAAUGUGCACUCUCAAUACCUUCCUCAUAAGUCUUCCGUAGUGGGGCAGGCACCCAUAGUUCAGCUUUCCCAGAAGAUGCAGCAGUACCUCAGCAUGCGACCAGGGGUGGUGGUCCAAGACUGGGCCCAGCAUAACAAUCACCUGCCCCAUCCUGUGGUGCAUGGACUCCAGGGGCAGAGUCAGCCCAUACACAAUGAACAAUGGACAUCCCAGCACAUUCUAGCCAGUACAGGGGUCCCGGUUGACCACUGUCACACCCCCCAGUCUCUGUUCAAUGGAAUGGCGUCAGAGCCGGAUGGGGAUCUUCACCGGCGGCAAGCCGACCAGCACCAACACUACCUCCAGCAGCAUCAACAGCAGGACAUAGUCCAGAGCCAGCUCCCUCUGUGCCAUGCCAAACAGCCGGACACCAAUCUCAACGGAGUGUAUGGCAUUCCAAACACACACACAGAGCAUCACCCAGCUGGUAAACAGCAGUGGCAGGACUACAGCUACAGCCACCUUGGGGAAACCACCCUGAACAGCAACCCCUGCCUCAGCAAUGGCCACAUACCUCCCGUCACACAACCCACCGUAGACGCUUGUAUGAAUUUCACUAUGGCUGAUAAUCCAGGCAUGGAUUAUAUCAUCAACGAAUGCUCGUAUGGGGGGAACGAGGAGCAACGGGGGACAGAGGCCGCCGUUUCAUCCUACCAGAGGAUGAACCACAAGCAGCAGCAGGAGCAGCUGCCCCCUCCCUUGGCUCAGGUGCUGUCCAGCCUCUCGCAGUGCCCUCCGCCAAACGCUACCCUGGAGCAGAUCCUGGGGGUUGGACAGUCCUACAGACAGCUGCCCUCACUGGAGGCCUAUGACAUGGUAACCUCUGACAUCCCUCACGACCCCAACCACAGUAAGAUGGAAAAUGGCUGCAUUUUUAACGGGACCUACUCAGGAGGCUGUGUUCUGCCCAAUGGGAAUGGUGUGGUGCCCUCUAACGGCCAGCUCCCCUGCCCUGACACUUUAUCCAGCCUCCCUGAUGCCCAGUCCUCUGGCUUUUACCUCUGACUGGGGACCACCAGGGGACACUGACUGACUGACUCAAGAAGGGUCACAACCAACCAUCCUACCACUGGACCAGCCUUGUACUGUACAACUAGUUGAUAACAUGGAUCAAAAACAAGACGUAGGCCUAAAUGUUUUCUGUACUUUUUGUUUUGUUUGAUGUUUUAUAAUAACAUAAUUAUCAUUUGAGUCCUUUGUUUAUAAUAUGCUGUCAGAGCGCUAAAGUUGAGUUUUAAUACGUUUUUUUUUAAAUAGCACAGAGAAGUAAAUGAGAGUCUUUUAACUGUUGUUUCUGUGUUUUUCAUGUUUAAAAAAAAAAGCAUUCUCUUUUUCCUCCCAUUUGAAGUACAGCAUGGUAAUUGGUAGUCAAGGAGACACUACCUACCCCAGCAUGUAUAGAUGCUAAUGGCACCAUCAUCUUUAUGAUUUGUGACACAUGACAUCAUCAUCAGUGUUACGAGUUGUCAUACAAUAGGAAUGUAACUUUCAAAUGCAAAGGUCAAUGCUCAAGUUUACUGUAAUGGGUAAUGUAAUGAAUUGUCUUAGAGAAUGAGAUACGUGAUGUCAAGUAAAAAAAGGUUUAAAAAAGGUUUAGAAUAUCUGAAUUUGGUCUAGAAUAUCCUGCACUUUAUUUCAACCACCCACUGAUGCUGAUACGGAAGUCGGUCGGGGAUACCAGGGUUAUUUAGGUCCAUUUUUUAUUUUUAUUUUUUAUGUUUUAAUAUUUAAGGUGGCUGUUACUGAUGUACGUUGGAGAAUCUGUAACAAUAAUUGUCUUUUUUUGUAAAAAAUAAAUGGUAUUAUAUUUCAGGUGAUGGGUUGAUGUCCUCACAGGCACAUACACUUCUAUACAAUUGUCAUAAUAAUAUUUAUUUCACUUGAAUUAUCCUUUUGAUGUUGUCAUUGACAUCUUGUACCUCUGGGUUAGAGCUUGUCCAAUACUAAAGUCAACUGUGACUGAACUAGCAGAAGACACUCAUUUGACCUCAGUAUUUAUUUAUUUUACAACAAUUACGUUUUCAUCAAUUGUCAUUCAUGUCCUCUAACAUACAAUACAUUAGAGGGUAACAUCUUGGUGAGAGAGGAAGUAUAUUGUCAGAAUCUAUAGGUUUCCAACAACUAUUCCGGUCUUAAGAUGAUGAUCUAAUGACAGUUCACUGACAGAUUUGUAAACAUUGAAAACCAAACGUGAGUAUUAUAAGGUCUCUUCUGGAAGGAUACAAUUUUGAAUGUUUUAUGUAAAUAGUAAAUGAUUGGGAAGUAAUGCUGAAUAGAAGUAUGUCAUCAUUGAGAUGCUGAAAAGAGAUUUCUCCUUGUAGUUGUUACAAUCAUUAUUGUCAUUAUUAUUGUUAUCAUUAUGAGUUUGAAGUUGAAAUGUGAUACAAGUGGUUACAUGUUUUCAGAAUCAACUUUCUUUUCAACAUUUCUUUUUUUUACUAUGAAAAUGUUUGAUAUAUUUAACAUGAUCGAUGUGACCUAUUAACAAUGUGAUAAAAAAAAUUGUACAUUAAAACAAACAAUGGUUUUGAGAAAUACAGGUAUGUAAUUAGGUUCUGUGUCAUUUCACUUGUUUUAAGCACUAUUUUUUUGAAAACACACUGCUUCUUCAACUCUUGUAUUGACUGUUUUGAUUGUACAUAUACUGUACUUACUCUCAUGUCACUCUUCUGAGAUUACAACAUUGUGCCAUACUACUGACACUCAAGGAAUUUAAUGUUUUGAGAACUUUAUUUUGUCUUUUACGUAGUCACAUUGAAUUGACAUUAACAUGCUAACAGGAGCAGGUGCAGAUGUUAUAAUGAUAGAAAAUGGAUACAUUUUUACCCAUGUCCUUUGACUGCUUUUUUGAAAUGUAUCCCUUUGGUCCUUUGAAAUAAAGGACUUCUGCAAUCACA
This is a messenger RNA of Oncorhynchus tshawytscha (Chinook salmon), 5833 nucleotides long. RefSeq names its product aryl hydrocarbon receptor. NCBI's taxonomy places the organism in Eukaryota, Metazoa, Chordata, Actinopteri, Salmoniformes, Salmonidae. The transcript is spliced from 11 exons. Gene Ontology annotation, cellular component: nucleus; aryl hydrocarbon receptor complex. Gene Ontology annotation, molecular function: protein dimerization activity; transcription cis-regulatory region binding; nuclear receptor activity. The record is from RefSeq and is a predicted model, not a curated record. The coding region runs from base 939 to 3941 and encodes 1000 amino acids. Gene Ontology annotation, biological process: regulation of transcription by RNA polymerase II.